AUGGCGGCGUCCGUGCUGGGCUCCGCCUGCAGCCCGCUGAGGCUCGGCGUUGCCGGCCUGUGCCGCCGCCGGCCGCCCCGGAGCCUGGGGCCGCGUGCGCGGCGGCUCCCGGGGCUCGCAGGGUCCGGGCGGAGCGCGGCCGCGGCCAGCGGAUCGGGCGCCUCGGGCGCCGACCGCUACUGCAUGGAGAUGCUGCGGAAACGAGAUUAUGAAGGCUAUAUAUGCUCUCUGCUGCUCCCUGCAGAAUCCAGAAGCUCUGCUUUUGCACUGAGGGCCUUCAAUGUGGAACUGGCUCAGGUUAAGGACUCCGUCUCUGAGAAAACAACUGGACUGAUGAGAAUGGAGUUUUGGAAAAAAACAGUAGACGACAUAUACUGUGACAGCCCACCCCAGCAGCCUGUGGCCCUCGAGCUAUGGAAGGCUGUCAAAAGACAUAAUCUGACCAAAAGAUGGCUUAUGAAAAUCAUUGAUGAAAGAGAAAAAAAUUUGGAUGACAAAGCAUAUCGUAAUAUCCAGGAACUGGAAAAUUACGCUGAAAACACACAGAGCUCUCUUCUUUACUUAACACUAGAAAUACUGGGUGUAAAGGAUCUUCAUGCAGAUCAUGCCGCAAGUCACAUUGGAAAAGCCCAGGGCAUUGUGACUUGCUUGAGAGCAACGCCCUAUCAUGGAAGCAGAAGAAGGGUGUUCCUUCCCAUGGAUAUUUGUAUGCUGCAUGGGGUUUCACAAGAGGAUUUUCUACGGAAGAACCAGGAUAAAAAUGUGAGAGAUGUGAUAUAUGACAUUGCCAGUCAGGCGCACUUGCACCUGAAGCAUGCUAGGUCCUUCCAGAAAAGUGUUCCUGUGAGAGCAUUUCCUGCUUUUCUUCAGACGGUUGCUCUGGAGGACUACUUAAAGAAAAUUCAGCAGGUGGAUUUUGACAUAUUCCACCCAUCUUUACAGCAGAAGAAUACGUUACUUCCGUUAUCAUUGUAUAUUCAGUCAUGGAGAAAAAGUUAUUAAAAUAAUUUU
This is a messenger RNA of Callorhinus ursinus (northern fur seal), 1011 nucleotides long. It is a transcript of the gene NDUFAF6, whose product is annotated as NADH:ubiquinone oxidoreductase complex assembly factor 6. Gene Ontology annotation, biological process: mitochondrial respiratory chain complex I assembly; biosynthetic process. Gene Ontology annotation, cellular component: mitochondrion. Lineage: Eukaryota; Metazoa; Chordata; Mammalia; Carnivora; Otariidae. The record is from RefSeq and is a predicted model, not a curated record.